AGCAAGCUCUGAACUCCCCGGGAUAACUCCAAUUUGCAUUUAUCGGAUGAAGAUCACUGUGGUGCCAUUGCGCGCAACGGGUUUCCAAAUAUAAGACGGGGAGCGCGCUGGAGUCGUGAGGAGGCUGAUAGAGGUCCACUCUUUUCCCCUGUUUGUUUGGGUUCAUUCCUCUCGCUCCCUCCUUCCUCGUCUGGAUUGACUAUAGGACGCAUUCAGCUAUCUGGAGGGACACCUUUUACUUCCCGGCAUCUCACACCAGUAUAGGCAAAUGGAGCAAACCUAUGGAGAGGUGAACCAACUAGGCGGCGUGUUUGUCAACGGGAGACCCCUGCCCAACGCCAUAAGGUUGAGAAUCGUGGAGCUGGCCCAGCUAGGGAUCCGACCCUGCGACAUAAGCCGGCAGCUGCGAGUCUCCCAUGGCUGCGUGAGCAAGAUUUUAGCGAGGUACAACGAGACGGGAUCCAUCUUGCCCGGUGCCAUCGGUGGGAGCAAGCCGCGCGUAACGACGCCAAACGUGGUGAAGAACAUCAGGGAAUACAAACAGAGCGACCCCGGGAUCUUUGCCUGGGAGAUCAGGGACAGGCUUCUAGCCGACGGUGUUUGCGACAAGUACAAUGUUCCCUCCGUGAGCUCGAUCAGUAGGAUUUUACGCAACAAGAUCGGGAAUCUCUCCCAGCCUAACCAGUACGAGAGUAGCAAGCAAGCCUCCGCUCAGGCCGGGCUCUCCUACAACCACAUAUACCCUUACUCCUACACCAACACAAUGUCUCCAACGGGCACCAAAAUGGGCACCCCACCUGGAGUACCGGUAACUGCUGGGCAUGUGAGCAUAUCGAGGGCCUGGCCUUCCCCGCACACCGUCAGCAACAUCCUGGGAAUACGAGCGUUCAUGGAUCCUACAGCAAUUGCUGGAACGGAGGGAUAUCCGACAAAAAUGGAGGACUGGAGCAGCGUGAACAGAGCAGCUUUCCCUGCUUCUCACACGGUCAACGGGAUCGACAAGCCAGGCAUCGACGCUGACAUAAAAUACGCUCAGGUAAGAGACAGAAAACCCCCCAGUCCUCUGAGCAAACAGCACCAACAUGAAGACUUGAACAGUGUGCAUGGACUCUCUCUCGCUACCUCAUCCUCCUAACUGGGACUCAAACACACCCUAAUUACCAGACACAUUUAACUGAACUCAUUUCAACAGCUCCAACAGUAAGUGAGAUCACUACAAUGGCUUGUUUGUGACUGACAGUCAAAAACAAAAAAAACGCAGGCCCCGUCAACAUGCGUAACGAGUGAGCUCAGCAGCUCUGUCGGCCUUCAUGGCUACUUGAAUGUAAGCUUGCAUGGAUGUAUCGGUGUUUUCCCCUCCCUGGUGGAUAGUUUAUUUCCCAUUUUUUUUAUGUUGUUGAAAUAUUUCAUGUUGCUAUAGGCUGUAUCUAAUUGAGGCUACAGGAUAAAAAAAGAAAAAAAAAUACAUGUAAAUCCGCUCAACGUUUAUUAUAAGACAAGGUCUAUUCAGUGAUUCGCCAUUUAUUAUUGUCCUAAAUUGUGACCACGAGUGACUUGACGAUGCGAACAAAGUUAUAAAUUGUCUAAAUGUAAAAUAUAUACUAAAGCUUUAAUUAUAUAUUUUUAUAAUUUCAUUGUGAAUAUAUAUAUAAAAAAAUAAAGGCCGUCUUCAAUGCCAUCUGUUGUUCUAGCCUACGUUAUUGUUUUAUCGGUCCGUGAAGUGGCACCAAAUUGAAGAAGGGGCGCUAACUGGCUAAUGUAGAGUUAAGAUACCAGUAAUCACAUUUUGUAAAGGUUUUCUCCAACUUUGUUUGCUCUUAACUUCCCUCUUUCUAGGGUCAAUGUUUUAAUACUAUUUAUUAUUUUUUUUCUUGAAAUUGAAAGCCUGUAAUUGUGAAAAUAAUGAAAUCACCCGUCUUACACUGACCGAGCUGAAAUUUGGGAAAAUAAGUUAUUUUCAGUGAACAGAGGACUCGGUUAAGAGAGUGGCGUUUUGCUUGUCCUGACAACUUUAUAUAUGCUAUGCGGGGCAAAAACCUAGAAAAAAGCCAGGACUUUCUUCAUAUGAAAGCAUUUCUUUUUUGGAAUUGAACCCUAAUGUCGAUAACGAUUAGACAACUAUUUAGUGGGAAUUUUGUUUACUCAGCCAUGGAGCUCUCUGCAGGCUGGGCGCCUCCGCUGAUGCUAUCUGGCUUGUAAUUGAUACCCGCCAUGAUGGAAAUCAGAGGGCUGAUCGUACACCUUCAUCAACAGGGUCGUACAGGAGAGCAACUAGAAAUCAUGGGCUCUAUAUGCACCCACACGAAGCCCCAGGAAUAUGUUUUAUCCGCAGAAGUGACGGGGAUUUUCCCCAAUACAGGCCUGUGUGGCUCUGCCCUCCCUCUCCUACUUUGUAAACAGUUUAUUCCUGUAGCCUGUUUGUUUUCUGCCAAUUCUGACGAAACGACUUCUCAUUGCACUCCCUCACAGGUUACUGUGUUCCACUGAAAAAUCGUUGCAAAACUUUACG
Messenger RNA from Poecilia latipinna (sailfin molly), 2509 nucleotides. RefSeq names its product paired box 1a (gene pax1a). Lineage: Eukaryota; Metazoa; Chordata; Actinopteri; Cyprinodontiformes; Poeciliidae. The transcript has 4 exons. Bases 269 to 1135 code for a protein of 288 amino acids. Gene Ontology annotation, molecular function: RNA polymerase II cis-regulatory region sequence-specific DNA binding; DNA-binding transcription factor activity, RNA polymerase II-specific. The record is from RefSeq and is a predicted model, not a curated record. Gene Ontology annotation, biological process: anatomical structure development; regulation of transcription by RNA polymerase II.